AUAGUGCUUAACAAAUACCACAAUUAUCGUUAACCCCUCUGACCUUUCUCUCUCCUUUCCAUGCCUUGCCAUUAUCUAUGAGGUCCUGCUUCAGUUUUAUGGUGCCUUUUCCCCUGCUCUCACUAAUAGUCCCUUCAUCUUGUCCUUGCUUUAUACAGUUGCUGUGCCGAGAGUUCUUUCCGUGUGAGCGAUAAGGGCCAGAUGAUAUCUGGAGUAUCUGUUCCUAGAUGCUUGGAAGAUUCAUAACUAUAGAGCUUGAAGGGACUGUUUUACUGGAAGGCAAGGGAGCAAAACUAAUGGCUUUGUCCCCACAGCUAUUUGGGCCGGGUGGGUAGCCAGAGCUAGCUAGCCCCUUCAGUGCCCUAGAGCUGGGAAGGGGUGAGAAGUGGAGCCAGGAUGUAUGCCUCACUUCUUAUCCCAGGCUCAGCUCCUGCGUGGUUCCCAUUAACUUCUCGGGGCUCUGGGGUUGAGCCGGAGGCGCUCUCGACCCCAGCCCUGGAGCCCAGUGGGGACAGACCUGGUGGCUCAUCCCUAACUGAUAGACUCCCUGGGGAAAGUGCUGGUAACGAGGUGGGUGUUGGGACUCUGGCCUCGGUGGCGGGGUCAGUCGGCACCACCCUUUGUGCCACUUCCCAGCCUGGAGCCACUGGAGUUGGUGCCGCGUGGCUGGCGAUGGCAGCCGAGGCGGCGGAGGAAGAGAAGGCGGAGCAGUGGAGGAUUUUUUUUUAAAGGUACACUUGAAAUAUUUACCACACUCCAGAAACGUGAAACCUACAAGGACUGUCUGGAGAGUGAGCCACAGUGUGAAACACUCCAGAUCCCUUAAGAAGAUAGAGACACCUAGGGGCCCACAAUGUUUAAGAGUAUAAGAGCAUAAGAAAUGCCACUCCUGGAUCAGACCAAUAGUCCGUCCGUCCGUCCCAGUAAUCUGUCUCCAACAACCUGACUCAGUGAAGAUUCCAGCACUUUGCAUGUGAGUGUCUUACGCAACAAUGGUUUAUAAAUUGGAUGAACGCAUAGUAGUGUCUGCUCCUGAAGUGGGUGAACAGAAACUGCAUGGCUACUCAAACCGACUACCUCACAAUGUAUGCUGUUGGUCACGGGGGACCGGGCAAGAGUGGGUGAAUGGCUCAGUGCAACCCAUCACCGCUCUCGGAAAAACUUACUCCAACGCGUGUCCUCUUGGUGGGGGGAUGUCCCGUAUGCUACCCUCAACAAAAGUCCUUCACAAGUAGGCAGUACAGGUCCUUGGUUGUUCUCUGAAGAAGCAGCACAAUUUAAGAAUGCAUUGCUCUCUUUGAAUGGGGAAGGAGGCUAGAAAACGUGUCCCUAAAAAUUGCUUGCCUCACCCUAUCCAAACUGGGUAAAUCACCACUGAAGAGCUUUAUACUUACGCUGAAAAUACAGACAAGAUUUAGCGCUAAGAAAAUGACCAUCGUUUCACAGAUUUCAAGACCCUACAUAAUUAGAACUGUCGCUCCCCAGAAAGAACUACAGAACCAAUGCACUCGUGGCACAUAAACUGGCCACUAGACUACCUGAUGAUGGCCCACUUACAGAGAGCGGUCUCGGAUAGAUCUUCGUAUAGAAAAGAUUUCCUUUUUCAGAAGAGUGGCUGUCGGGGGCACUUUCAGACAGUCACAGGAAUCAGGCCUUCCAAAUCUGCCCAGAGGCAUAAGGGUCUGAUGAUGUUAUCUAAGCACUAAAGGAAUGUCAUAAUUCUGUCUUCUCCUGACACAAUCGCUUUGGCUGUGGGUCACUGAGGAGAUUCAGCCAUCAUCAUCCUCUUUAAGAAGAAAGGUGAAAAAUUAUACCGUGGCAACUCUCGAGGCAGCCCAUUAUUUUCCAUUGGCGGCAAGAACCGCACCGGGGGACUUCUGGAGCGGCUACUGAAAAAUCGGAUUAUCUACCCAUUCCCAGAAUUACAGUGCAGCUUCAGACCUCAGGAUGGUCCAGCAGAUUUGGUCUUUGCAGCACAUCAGACAGAGGUACAGAGAGCAGCGCCAAGACCUCUAGACAAUUUUCAUAGACCUCACCAAAGCAUCAGUAAAUCGGGGCUCUGGCAAAAGCUUAGUAAAUCUGGUUGCCCGGAAAAUUUCAUCAAGAUUUGGAGACUGAAUCGUGAGACAGUAUGAGUGACGGCGGCAGAAGUGGAUGUCCCUUAUCUGAGCAGUUUCCCAGCACCCGUGUAGUAGGCCCAGUUCUGUUCAAUGCAUUCUAUGUAUCCACACUGGAGGAUAUAAUAAGCUGGUGGUAGACUAUUUCUAAGAUCUGUCUCUAGAAUUUUUAACAAUAUCCCUAGCCAGUUGCGAAACUCUCUCAACAACCGGCUAGGGAUAUCGUUAAAAAUCCUAGAGACAGACAUUUGAGCUGUAUGCGGUUAACCAUAUUCUAGAGGCACAUAGACAAGAAUAAUGGCAGAUUUCUCAGUGACCCUUACAGGUCCCUAGAGCAGAUUUCCAAGAUGAGGUGGGUUAGCAAUUUUUCAGGAAAAAAAAAGGGCCCCACAACUUUAAAAAAUUAAUAUGAAGUACACCCCUUUCAGCCAGAAUUAUGGGUUUUCACUCUGUGUUGUGGCUAGAAUUCGGCUAGGGAACUAGGGAAAGUUCACCCAGCAGUGGGAUCCUGUUUGAAUAUAGGAUGUCAGGGUUUGGGAAAAAUGACUCGGGUGUACAGUAUGGUGAUAGACCGUGUGAAUAUUACAAUACAGGCCUCUCCAUUGUGGGGUUUGGUGAACUCAACCCUAGUGUUUUAGAACUGGCUGUACUUGUAAAUAUUUUUUUUUUCAAGUGUGUGUUGUUCAAUCUAUUUGAACAUUGCAGCCCGGAUAGGGUGCAAAGUGAACUCGCCUUAGUGGUGCCGUUACAUAAAUGAGACCACUUUUUUUUUUUUAAAUAAACUAAGGCGUGAUGACAAGCUUUGGGUUUUAGGUGACACAAUUACAUGCAGAUGAUUAUGAAUUCCUUCACAGAGUCAGCCUGAUGCUAAGGACUGAUGAUUAGUCUGAAGAAAUGCAAGGUAGCUUAGCCUGCAGCGUGGAAGCCCUAAUAGUAUUAAUAGUAGGGUUGUCCUUCAGUUUGAAGAAAACGCUGCUGGUGGUGAGACUGUUUUGCCCUACCACGACCAUGUUGCCUUGGCAACGUGGAACCAAAUUGUCAUCACACUGUCAUUACCUAUGUAGUCCACUGUCCAACAGUACAGUGAUAGAUAAGGAAACAAAAUAUUGUAUCAAUGAGUCCAGUAUAUCCUGUGGGAGAUUGUCAGACCGUAAUGUCAAAGCAUUAGCAAGAUUGAGACUAAGCUGAAGAUCUAUGGAGCUGUAGUGCUCUCUGAAACCUGUACCCAUCACAAACACCAUAGCCAUCCAACUCCUUGAACAGUUUGAUCACUGUUGCUUAUUGUCCAUUCUUAACAUAAAGUGGGAUGAAUGGUCCUGGAAUGAAACACAUCUAAUAGCGCUGAAGCGAUGCUCAACUCAAAACCGCUUCACUAGAUGGGCGGGCAAGGAGAAUGGAUACCCUUAGGAUAUCAAAACAACUGACUGCUGUGUAGUGAACUGAAAUGGUGUACCUGAAAGCAAGAGGAGGUGGAGGAAACUUUGAGAGUGGAGUAAAGUGUAGUCUCAGUCAGUAUGGCCUCACACCUGGAAGCCGAGUGACAGCUUCAGCCGACAGGCCAGCAUGGCACAUUGCAGUGAAGAAAUCGGCGGAAGCUCUUUUUGAGCAGAAUCUUUGAGAGACCCGUGAAAUAGAAGAGAAAACAACACCAAGAUCUGCAAGCAGCAAAAGCGACAGCACACCAAAAGAUGAUUUUGGUGUGUGCAAGGUGUGAAUGGACCUGUCAGUCUCAAAUGGUCCUCUUCAGGCACAUGCACCCACCCAUAGGUAAACUUCACCAUCAGGGGAGUCGUCUUUGAACAGCGGGAUGCUUGGAGGAACCAAGUGAUGGUUGCUCUCCUUGACAUCCAUCAUAAUGGAUAGGUUGCUAUUGGCCAUGGCUGCCGUUGAUAGUUUCUACUUCUUGUACAGGGAAAUUGCCCGGUCUUGCAAUUGCUAUUUGGAGGCUCUAGCUUUGGUUGGAGCAUGGUACACGGCCAGAAAAAGCAUCACCAUUAUUCAUGAUUUUUACAGCUUGAUCAGGUUGCAUUUCAUUCCUAGACUGGUCAGCAAGGCCGAUCUCAUCAAGCAAUAUGGAAGAUGGGCAGUAGUAAGCGGUGCCACAGAUGGUAUUGGAAAAGCUUAUGCUGAGGAGUUAGCAAGCCAUGGUCUUAAUAUUAUCCUAAUCAGCCGGAACAAAGAGAAGUUGGAAAAGGUCGCUGAAAAUAUAACUGAGGUCUAUAAAGUGGAAACCGAUAUCAUUGUUGCCGACUUCAGCAACGGUCGUGAGAUUUACUCACCCAUUAGAGAAGCACUGAGAGACAAAGAUAUUGGAAUCUUGGUGAAUAAUGUAGGAGUAUUUUACCCCUAUCCACAGUAUUUUACCCAAGUGCCUGAGGACAAACUGUGGGAUAUUAUUAAUGUAAAUAUCGCUGCAGCGAAUUUUAUGAUUCAUAUAGUAUUGCCAGGAAUGGUAGAUAGGAAGAAAGGUGCAAUUGUGAAUAUCUCUUCUGGUUCUUGCUGCAAACCGACUCCACAGAUGACUGCAUACUCGGCGUCUAAGGCUUAUUUGGACCACUUCAGCAGAGCACUACAGUAUGAAUACGCUUCCAAAGGAAUCUUUGUCCAAAGUCUAAUCCCAUUCUAUGUAGCUACUAAUAUGAACACGUUUAGUGGCUUUCUGCAUAGCAACCCGUGGUUGGUGCCUUCACCUAAAGUUUAUGCCCAGCAUGCAGUUUCAACUCUUGGAAUCUCCAAAAGGACUACGGGAUACUGGUCCCAUUCCAUUCAGUUUAUUUUUGCACAGUACAUGCCAGAAUGGCUCUGGGUGUGGGGAGCAAAUAUUCUCAACAGUUCACUGCGUCAGGAGGCCCUUUCCCACAGAUUGUGAAUCGUGAAUAUCAUCUAGGAAGUUGCCAAUUCAGCUACUGCAGCCUACAGUAUUUAGAGCUUUGGAAGAACUUCAUUUGCAUUUUGUUGUACAGUCAUUUUAAUUCAUCCCCCAGCAUGUUGUUUAAUCAAUUAUUGGGGAAACUAGGUACUUUUAAAGAAUGUUGACAAUAUCUAAAGUUGACUCAGGUCUACAGUUUAUCACCGGAGGAAAUGCUGAUUAUUUGGGGGAUAUGACCCAGGAAAUCCAGCCUGUAAUAAUUCUUUCUUUUCUGUAAAAUAUUAAAGCAGUUGAAUGGGUUUCUAUUUUGUGCUGUGAACGAAGACAGUACAUUUCAGUUUGAUUGUAUACUUUAGUGAAGUAAGCUAAAGGUCCCAUCUUUGUAUUCUAGGUGUUUGUUUCUUUUAAGAUAAAUCACGUGUUUUCCUUUGAGUAAUCUGGGGUUUCAGAAACAGCUGGAAAAGCUGUUAGAAUGUAUUUUAAAAAUUGUUUUAUGGCUUCUGUUGUAGGAAUCCCUUCAGAUGACAAUGUUUGGUUUUUCCUUAUGUUUACAGGGUUGUAUUUAAAUGUUAAGAUGCAUAUUUCAUUAAGAAGUUGGGAGAUAUAUCCGAAGCAUUGUUUAUUAGUAAAUCCAUUUAAAAAGAUAACUCUAAAGUAAUUUAAGAUGAAGCUUUAUUAAAUGUUAAAGAUGUUUAAAUUCUGUUCACUGAUGACAAUCCCGUUUAAUUUUGUAUAGCUAGCAUUACCCUUAGACUUUUAACGUUAUCAUCUAUCUGUUCUGUACGGUAUUAUUACUAUGUAGUUAACACUCAUUUCUAGAGUUAAAGAGGUAUUCUAAGGAGUGCGUCUCUUUUACCCGAUUCUUCUGUUACUUGUAAUUUCAACUUGCAGCCGAUUUUUACAACUGAAGUUGAGCCUUAUUGUAAUUUGUCAGUUUUCUAUGUAGUAGCUUAUUCUAGUAGCAUUUGGUUCUGGCAUAAACACAAUUAUUUAGUGAGCUAAAAAUAUGGAAUCACUGUGUCAAUGUAUUGUCUGAAAUAAACAUUUAGAAGCAUA
Messenger RNA from Ornithorhynchus anatinus (platypus), 6042 nucleotides. RefSeq names its product hydroxysteroid dehydrogenase like 1 (gene HSDL1). The record is from RefSeq and is a predicted model, not a curated record. Lineage: Eukaryota; Metazoa; Chordata; Mammalia; Monotremata; Ornithorhynchidae. The transcript has 6 exons. Gene Ontology annotation, molecular function: oxidoreductase activity. Bases 3973 to 4986 code for a protein of 337 amino acids.